Messenger RNA from Hymenoscyphus albidus, 960 nucleotides. The record is from the annotation of a GenBank genome assembly. Lineage: Eukaryota; Fungi; Ascomycota; Leotiomycetes; Helotiales; Helotiaceae.
AUGAAAAUACCAGAACACAAAAAUCAGUGGAAAUAUUCGAUAGACGUCUUGAAUACAGCAUCAGAAAGAAAUAAACCCUCCAGGCACGAAGAAACUUGUCUAAGGUUUGGAGCUGAUUUGAUGGACUUUUGUUCAACACACGUGGGAGGACGUUUCAACAGCCCGGAAAGUCUCGCUGCGAGAAGCCCUCUGGACGAAAAAUCAAUUGAAGAUUGGCAUACUUCAUCCAAAGUUUGGCUUGCAAAUCAGGCACAUUCUGGUUUAGAUCAUAUCGUGGUUGAGAUAGCCAAGUCUUCUUUCACAUUUCCAAUUGAGACUGAUGAUGCUGGGUUUAUAGCAAUGUUUGGAAGAAUACUGAAAUUUGGAAACGACACUGGGGCAAUGGCUAGUUCCUUUCUUGCCCGAUUUUCCAAUUUACUUGAUCAUCUUUUGGAUAUCACACAUCCCAUAAUACCGAAAGCGUUUCUCAGUGUACACUUCAGCACUCAAAGGGAUCCUGCAUUGAUAUCCAGAAUCGACCAAGUGCCAUCGGUUUAAAUUAUUCGACCAUAUACGCAUCAUCAGACGUCGCGUAUAACUUACCACAGUUUUACAGCGAUGCAGCGGCUUUAAACAUAAUGGUCACCUCCAAACUUGACCUUCUCCAGGGACUAGAUCGGGAAAUACUACUAGGCUUCACUCCAGAUCAGCAAAUGAUGGUAGAUUAUCUGAUUCAUACAAAAGCUUCUCAAUUUUCUAGUGUGGGUCACUCAGCUUUUGCUUGGAACAUUCCUUUAAAUCGACACAGAAUAGCCAAACAACAGAAUUACCUGAAGGGUUCAGAGGUCUUUUUUGAUGAUCUAAGUGUUAUUCUUGGUACACCUGGAAGCCACAGGAGAAUUGUUACUGGUAUGUGGCCUUGAAGGGAAUACGAGCCCAAUGAUAUACUAAAACCAAGCCGGGUUACUUGACAUGUGGUAA